AGCGCCUCCCAGAGUACUCCACUGAGUGAAUCGGAUUCGACGGACUUAUCUCAUGUUCCCCGUUUCGAUAUGGACCUAGUUGCUGGAAUGAAGGUUAUGCUCAUGGACCUCCAAAGAAACCUAAACAAUGCGGCAGAACAGGCUAGUGAUUCCAUCGAAACCUUCAGUAAAGGAGUAGAAAGUGAAUGGGCGGAGUUUUUGAAUAGAAUCGAGACCCGAUGGGAAAACUUUGUAGACGCUAUUGAAGACUACGUGGAAAGUUUCUACGAGCGAGUCUCAGACGUUAGCGACACCAUAAGAUCCUGUGUUGAUGAAAAUAAAGAAACAGCUGAGGAAAUGUACCAACAAACACUGGAGAGCGUGAAAGCAUGUGGCAGCAAUCGCGUAGAAGCCAUCAGCCAGAUGAUAACCAGUCUGGUGGUCCUCGCUGACAACUCCAGUGAUGUCGUCGAAGAAGUACUAUCAGAGGUGGACCUUUGCUACAACACGACGGGGAACGAAGUUAUUCCGUUGGCGCAGUGUCUAGCCGCCGUUGUGGUGGAUGCCGAACUUAAAGCCACAGGUUUCUUGACUCAAACUGGAUAUCAAGUUUGGAUGAUAAACCUCUCUCUGGCCGCGUUGCCUGCCGCUUUAGAGGUGUGCGCGGGCAAAGGACUGAUCGAUGCAGGCGUCGACACAGGAACCAUCUUUGGCGAGAUAGCCUCGUGCUUAGCUUCCUCAGCAUACGAAUAUUUCACUGGUAACAGUACGAUGGCCCACAAAAAAUUUAACUCCACUCUAUUCCACACGCUUAAACUGUAAAUAUCACUUCAAUAAACGAUUCAGCAUCAU
This is a messenger RNA of Aricia agestis (brown argus), 831 nucleotides long. RefSeq lists its product as uncharacterized. The record is from RefSeq and is a predicted model, not a curated record. Bases 70 to 801 code for a protein of 243 amino acids. The transcript is spliced from 4 exons. Lineage: Eukaryota; Metazoa; Arthropoda; Insecta; Lepidoptera; Lycaenidae.